Messenger RNA from Vitis vinifera (wine grape), 1271 nucleotides. RefSeq names its product F-box/kelch-repeat protein At1g57790-like. The transcript has a single exon. The coding region runs from base 51 to 1271 and encodes 406 amino acids. The record is from RefSeq and is a predicted model, not a curated record. NCBI's taxonomy places the organism in Eukaryota, Viridiplantae, Streptophyta, Magnoliopsida, Vitales, Vitaceae. Gene Ontology annotation, molecular function: protein binding.
UUUCUACUUUCUCUACGUAUACAACAGACUUGAAGAGGAGUCGUCUAGGCAUGGACGGAGAGACGGGAAAAAGGAGCGGAAAGUCCGAUGGUCUUCUCACUAUUGCUCCAGUUGAUGGGAAGAGAGGUGGUAAGAGUAAGACAAAAAGCGGGCCAUGGUCGGAUCUUCCUCCAGAUAUAGUAUUACUAAUACUGGAGCGACUACACCUAGUUGAUCGAAUCCGCUUCCGUGCGGUCUGCAAGAAUUGGCGAUUAGCACCUAUUCAAUACAUUCAGCCAGACAAAUUACCAUGGAUAAUGAAUUAUUGGUUUUGGAAUGAUCCUACCAUGUGUUCACUCUCUGAACCUUCUCGCAAACUUCCUUACAUUCUGACAGAUGAAAGGGCAUGGAACUUGCUGUCCAAUGCAACUGUCUGUGCUUCUAGAUUUGGUUGGGUCCUUUUGGCUAAAAGGGUUUAUGAGCUUUAUAAUGUUACUUUCUACCAUCUCUAUAAUCCUCUCACCCAAGAGAUUAUAUCAUUGCCCAGAUUUAAAUGGCAACGAGCACAAAGGCAUAAAUAUCUUUGGGAAAAGCUGGCCACCUUCUCAUCUGUUCCAACUUCUCCUGAAUGUGUGUUCAUUGUGGUGCAUGUUUGCAAUAGGGAAGAAAUCUUCAUCAGCACAUACUCCAAUGGGGAUACAAAAUGGAAGACUCGUAACGUUACUCCUCCGCGUCAAUACUUUUUCCCUAAUUCCCAUAUGGCCUACAUGGAGGGAACUUUUUAUUGUUAUAGUGAAGAGGGAGUGCUGUCAUCCUUCAAUCUUGCUACCCAAGAGUGGAGGCUGUUGACUGAACGUCAUUGGAAGGAAUGCCGGGUCUGGACUCUUGUUGGAUGGGUGUCUUACUUUCUUGCAUACGGUGGACAUCUGUAUCUAGUAGAACUCAGAGGAUUUGAAUUUGAUCUUCAUAUUCCUGAGUGCGAUAUAUACAAGUUUGAUUGGUUGGAUAGGGAUUGGAAAAAGAUGGAAAGCUUGGAAGGCGGAGCAAUAUUUCUUAGCGAGUUUCCGUUUGGAAUUUCAGCAGGAGAGCAAACAAAAAUGGUUGCGAACAGGGUCUACUAUUUCUCUUGCCAAGGGUGCUCACCUAGGUUCUUAAUCUAUGGGUCAGAGGAAAAAAGGCUUGCAGGUAUAGGAGAAAAGUUUGAGUCCCAGGAUACAAUAUAUUAUGCUUCUCCUACAGGUAUGGGUGCGAAGGGAAGGAUCUGGAUGGAACCUCCAUUGUUGAUGCCUUAG